Messenger RNA from Penicillium atrosanguineum, 2151 nucleotides. RefSeq names its product putative glutaminase. The coding region runs from base 1 to 2151 and encodes 716 amino acids. The transcript is spliced from 2 exons. NCBI's taxonomy places the organism in Eukaryota, Fungi, Ascomycota, Eurotiomycetes, Eurotiales, Aspergillaceae. The record is from RefSeq and is a predicted model, not a curated record.
AUGCGAUUCAAUAUGCAGAUGCCCCUGGGACUGGGCUCCCUUUGGACCUUCUUCUCGGGCCUAUCUCACAAUGGUCUCACGCAUCACCCGAGUCAGCCGCCUUCGUACCCGCUCGCCGUCCGCAAUCCGUACCUGUCAGCCUGGAUGCCAAGCGAUCGCGUGCACCAACUGCCCUCGUCUGAGCCGCAGUUUUGGGCUGGGCAAGAGCUCGGUUGGUCUGUCAUUGUUCGUGUCGAUGGUGAGGCUUAUAGCCUAAUGGGCGUGCCCGACUCGGAAUCCGCCCCCAUCAUUCCGGCCACGGUCCGUCGCGCCGAGUUCACGUCAACUCAUUCGCUUUUUGAUCUCACCGCAGGCGGAAUUGCCUUCACUUUGGAUUUCUUUUCGCCUGUUUCUCCCUCAAACUACCUUCGCCAUUCAAUCCCUUUCAGCUACUUAACCGUCCAUAUCGAGGGCGCUCACGGAGUUGAAAUUCAAGUGUAUUCGGAUAUCGAUGGGAGAUGGACGGGUCAAGACGACCACUCCGUCCAUGACUUUGAGGAGCGUGAUGGCCUGGUCAUUCAUUCCCUCUCAGUGGCAGACGCAGAAAAGUAUUCCGAGGCGAAUGAUAUGGCCCUUUGGGGUGAUGUGAUACUGGCUUCACGCCAGUCGAAUUCGAGCACACUCUCUGCGCUCGCCGGUGACCCGAAAACAGUACGCAGCCAGUUUGCCCAGGAUGGUGAUCUUUCAGGCCAAGAAUCCACUUGGUCACGCCAAAACGUUGUGGCUGUUGCACACGACCUCGGCAGUGUCACCGGUGGUGCUUCGGUGAAUUUCGCAGUGGGCUACGAGAGAAAGGAAGCUAUCAAUUACCUGGGAGAGGCUUACACGGGCUACUACCGAGCAUACUACCCGACCACCCACGAAGCCCUCAGCUUCUUCCUGGAUGACUAUGGGGAUGCUUUUUUGGAGUCUCUGAAAUUGGACCACGAGAUGGUGACCUUUGCGACCGCUGCGGCCGGUCCCAAGUAUGCGGAUAUCGUGGCCUUGUCAACACGUCAGGCAUACGGUGGCAUGGAUUUGACGAUAUCAAAUGAAUCACUGGACACUGAUGAUGUGCUGGCCUUCAUCAAAGAGCUUAGCAGCGACGGUAAUGUCAAUACCAUCGAUGUCAUCAUGCCGGCUUUCCCGAUCUACUGGGUCAUGGAUCCGAACUGGAUCCGGCUGCUGCUUGAGCCUAUCAUGAGAUACACGGAUGCCGGUCGCUGGCAUUUGCCCUACACCAUUCAUGACCUUGGCUCACACUAUCCGAAUGCGAUCGGUCAUGAUGACCAGCAGGCGGAGGCUAUGCCGAUCGAAGAAUGCGGUAAUUUACUCAUUCUUGCACUGGCAUAUGCGCAGGCCACCGGAGACACUGGUUGGACCGACCAGUAUAUGAGCAUCUUCCAACAGUACGCCGAUUACUUGAUCGACAACGGCGUCGAUAUCGCCAACCAGCUCUCUUCUAAUGACGCCGCCGGACCUCUUCCCAAUGAGACCAAUUUGGCUGUCAAGGCAGCUGUCGGCAUCAAGGCAUUCGGCGAACUAAGUGGAAAUGAACAAUAUUCAAAAAUUGGCGACGAACGUGCAGAUCUGUUCUUCUACGAGGGCCUGGGCACCGACGAGGAACAGACUCAUUUCGUGUUGCAGUACCCUGACUUCCCCGAGUCCUGGAAGACCCCGUACAACCUGUUCCCCGAUGUCCUACUAGGUCUUAGGACAUUCUCUGACGAGGCAUAUCAAAUGGGAAGCGACUUCUUUUCGUCUGUUCGCGGCGAGUUCGGUGUGGCUCUGGACAGUCGACAGGACUGGGCCAAAUCUGAUUGGAAUAUGUGGCUAGCAGGUACAUUUGACACGAGCACGCGGGACGAGUUUGUUGAUGACCUCUGGGCCUUCAUGACCAACGGCAAGCAUAACUGGCCCUUCUCUGAUCGGUAUGUCUCAACCUCCAAGCAUGGAAAUGAGCCGGGUACUCCUAUCCUAUGCCGUGCCCGUCCAACCGUCGGUGGUCACUUUGCCUUGUUGGCAUUGAAGGGACCUGCGUCCAUGCAGUCUUUGUCCGACUAUAAGUUCGCCUAUGACAGGCCAGCUCGAAAGGCUGACAAGCUGCGGGACAAUCAUAUCAGCGAGCUCUGA